Penicillium bovifimosum is the source of this 1569-nucleotide messenger RNA. Its product is annotated as Dyp-type peroxidase. The record is from RefSeq and is a predicted model, not a curated record. The transcript is spliced from 8 exons. Bases 1 to 1569 code for a protein of 522 amino acids. Gene Ontology annotation, molecular function: peroxidase activity; heme binding. Gene Ontology annotation, cellular component: cytosol. Lineage: Eukaryota; Fungi; Ascomycota; Eurotiomycetes; Eurotiales; Aspergillaceae.
AUGGCAGCACCCAACAAGAAGAAUAUCCAGGGAGAUAUUUGGCCUCGUCUUCCGAAGAAGUAUGAGACGUUCGUCUUCUUUCGGAUUACCAAGCCAGCCGAAUUCAAAAAGCAUUUGGCAGGACUGGUCCCUUUACUCACCACGGCCGAAGAUGCUUUCAAAAUGCGAGAAAAUAUAUACAAAAUGAAAGCGGAAGGUACCCUGAAGGGACUGAUCAAGCUGUCGGCAAUCAACGUUGCUUUCUCGGCUAAGGGUCUGGCAAAGCUUGGAGCAGAAGGCUUCAAAGAUGACGUCUUCAACAAUGGCAUGUACCAAGACAUGACGUACCCCUUGCCCGGAGAAGAUCCGAAGCUUCAUCAAGGCCUCGACGACCAGCAUGAUUGGUACCACCAAUUCAAGCCCACCAAUGGAGCGAUUCACGGCGUUUUUACUGUCACCGGCGAUAGCGAUCAGACUAUCGACAAAACCAUCAGCACCUUGAUUGAUCCUAUGUUCAAGGUCGGCAAAGGGGAGCAGAGCAUGCAACGCAUCUUUUCUCAGAGCGGUAAAGUUCUCGAGGAUGACAGAGAACACUUCGGAUGGGUGGACGGUAUCUCCCAGCCCGUCGUCAUGGGUCUUGAUGACCUUGCCAAAAAGACGAUGAAGAAUGGCAUGAAGCCGAUCCCCAACGGUGUCAUCCUCGUCGGAGGUGAUGAAGACGAUGGCAGCCACCCGGCCUGGGCAAAAGACGGCAGCUUCAUGGUCUUCCGUACCUACGAGCAAAAAGUUCCAGAAUUCGUCAUGUGGUGCGCAAGCAACAUCAAGAAGCUUGCGCAUAAGGAUAAGCAGGCCGAGGCUCUGGUAGAACUGCGCAAGUUCUCAUCUCGUGUAAUGGGACGUUGGCCCGACGGCGCUCCACUUGAACUCGACGGGGAUAAAGACCCUAAUGAGACCCUUGACCCCGACCCACUGAAGAACAAUCAGCUCCUUCGGGAGAAAUGGGGGGAUGAGGCGGAUAAGAAAUUCAAGGAAAGAGAGGAGAAAAAUCACACGGAUGACUUCAACUACCACCCAGACGACCAGCUGCGAUGCCCUUAUGCGUCGCACAUUCGCAAGUGUGGGCCUCGCAACGAUCACCCGCCCCACCCCAAGCAUCUCAUGCUGCGUCGAGGUAUUCCAUACGGGCCUUUGACACACCCCGAUGAGAAGGCUGGCGGUGUGUCACAGCACGAGCGUGGACUACUGUUUGUUUCGUACCAAAGCAGCAUUACUAAUGGCUUCCGCACUGUCCAGAAAGAUUGGGCAAACACUGAGAAUGGUCCGAACGACCGAACCAAGCAGUGCGGAGGUGCCCAGGGACAGGGUAUUGACCCCAUCAUCGGGCAGUUACCUCCCGACUAUCGCGACAAAGAGGAUCCCACCAUCUAUGAGCACCCAGCACCAGUUGUCAACAUGCCCGAUAUUGAGAAGCCCGUGCCUGACGUCAAUAAGCACUUUAUCCCCAUCGGUCGAUGGGUUAUCCCACGAGGAGGUGAGUAUUUCUUCACUCCGUCCAUUUCGGGCCUACAGGAUACACUCUGCAAAGCCUAG